Molecule: messenger RNA, 264 nt
Organism: Colletotrichum destructivum
Lineage: Eukaryota; Fungi; Ascomycota; Sordariomycetes; Glomerellales; Glomerellaceae
Exons: 2
Coding region: 1-264 (87 amino acids)
Source: RefSeq, a predicted model, not a curated record
AUGGACCCAUUCAACUUGGGACCGGACCAGAGCAGAGCUUCAGUCAAGUUGCAAAUCUUGCGCUAUACAGCCGACUGCUGGCAAGGCUUCAACGCCGUCUUACUUGGUCCUUGCACUCGCGCCUUUCUUCUUACGACUGAUUGGAUCAUGAGUGGCCGCUCCCUGACACCGUCGGUGCUCGUGGGAGAAUCAUGUCCACUGCGACGACGCUCCUCGCCUGAGCUGGGCCGCCAUCUCUCGGCCACCACCUCGGUAGUGCAGUAG